Penicillium cinerascens is the source of this 411-nucleotide messenger RNA. RefSeq lists its product as uncharacterized. The coding region runs from base 1 to 411 and encodes 136 amino acids. The transcript is spliced from 4 exons. NCBI's taxonomy places the organism in Eukaryota, Fungi, Ascomycota, Eurotiomycetes, Eurotiales, Aspergillaceae. The record is from RefSeq and is a predicted model, not a curated record.
AUGGCCGAUGAGCCACUUGUGACAGGGCCAUACCAAGAAGAUAAUUUCACCAAGGCCAGAGGCACAGCAUGCCCUCGGUAUUGCCCUGGGAGCACCAUACAAUUUGGAGAGUAUCGGCAGCUCUGGACCUACGCAAACCCGGCGAUCGGCGAUCCGUACUGCGUGCAGCUCCAGGAUGGGUUGGCUGAAACGGCAGUCAUCCUGUCGGUUACCCAUACGAGGCUCAACAUGACAGCGCGAGGGAAUCGAUGCGAGGAUGCAGCACGACGAAAAAUGCUAAACAGAGAGCAUCAGAACUGCCCAGGGGUAGUUCUGCACUCGGGGACGAGGCUUGUUGAGACUACGUUCAAUCUUUUGGCAAGUCUCCUCUCCUACGGAAUCAUUCUCAUGAGAGUCGUUGAACGAGCAUGA